Molecule: messenger RNA, 540 nt
Organism: Penaeus vannamei (Pacific white shrimp)
Lineage: Eukaryota; Metazoa; Arthropoda; Malacostraca; Decapoda; Penaeidae
Source: RefSeq, a predicted model, not a curated record
AUGACGGCGGCUGUAACAAAGUCUCGAAGCUAUGUUGAAGGCGGUUGCAAGCAGCUGAUGGACGCGGCCCGGAGUUCCUGGAGUUUCUUCGUGGGCGUGGGUGUGGCGGCAUUGCGAGAGAGGAAAUGGGCUGCGGCAUAUACACAUAGGCCUAUACCAAGAUCAGAGCUUAAAAAAAACGACACGCCCACACAACCACACCUACACGCCCAUACACCGCCACCACGCCCACAAACCCGCACCCUACAUCCACUACACGCCCAUACCUAUACUCCCUACACGCCCACGCCCACAUCCAGCCCCUAUAUACCCCCAAACAUACCCUCAAGCCUACACCCACGUCAAACCCAUACCCCUUACACGCCCACGCCCACACCCUAUACCCCUCCACCCAUACCCUCAGCCUACACCCACGUCACGCCCAUACCCUCUACACGCCCACGCCCACACCCUAUAACCCUCCAAACAUACCCUCAAGCCUACACCCACGUCACGCCCAUACAUCCUACACGCCCACGCCCACACCCUACAUCCCCCUAA